UACAAAGUAAUAAAUGAAAGUGGAACAUUUAUCCAUAAAGAGUUAUGUGAAUAAGAGACUAACAGUAAAUGGUUUUGAAUAAUUACUGAAUGUGUUUUCUGUGUCCAAGUUGAAUCAUCGGGGUUGGGCAAACCAACUAAUGUCCAAUUGCUCCGUCUACGAGUAUUUGUGUGGAUAUGAAUGAUAUUUUAUGUACCUAGGAUUUAAAACUGACAAGAGUUUUACAGAGCUUGUGUAUUGUAUCUGUUUGGCAGUGAAAAAAAUUAAAUAAUAUUUGUGAUCAAUAGUUUUCAGGUCAGUUAACGUACAAUUCAUUGUGAUUAUGUCCGAAGUGGUUUUCUCAGUGGAAUCGCUAUCAAGUGAUUAAUAUACGAUAGGAACAUUUAGUAUACGGGACUACGUCCUGUAUUCUUAAGGGUGAGAUACGACAAAUCUAAGAAAAAACGGCACAAAAAAGGAGUAAUAAAUAUUGCAGAAAUGUCUGCGAACUUGUUAGAAAAUUUUGCAGCGCUUCCUGCUGAUGUACGAGAAAAGUUGGCUGAGUUAGAUUUGGAAUUAUCUGAAGGCGACAUAACACAAAAGGGAUAUGAAAAGAAGCGAGCAAAGUUGCUGCAACCGUUUUUAAUACCAACAAAUGAAGGAAAUGAGGUCUUGAAAGAUGUGGAUAAGUGUGACAAACCCAUGCCUCCUUACUAUAAUAUUAAAACGCCGCAAUCGCAAAAUCAAAAGACUGUGAAAGAUGGAGCCUUAGUAUCAAGUGAGGGAUACAGUUAUGUAACUGAAGUUCCCUCUCUACCAUCAUCUCAUCAAAGACAUUCCAAUGCGUCUAAAAAGUCAGAAGGCAGCCAUCAUUCGAUGGGCAGUAGUGGAGGUGGAGGCAUUGGUAGUGGCCACAUAGAGAGAUCCGAGUCAAGCCAUCUACAUAGUAGGCAACGACGUACACAGCGAAAGAUUACACACAAUGAGAAACGUUAUCAUUCCGAAGUGCGACACGAGGCUGUGCAACAAGCUCUUGCAGCACUGAAAACACGACCAAAGCCUAGUCUGCCAAUGCCAUCGAAGAGAAGUUCUGUGCUCAAUCGAAGUCCGGACCGCAAUAAUGAUGACAUUGAUUCGUCAACUGAUGAAGAAUCCAUUCCUGAGGAAACAAUUUCUCCCGACAAGGAGUACAAUUAUCCGCGUGAUCACGUUAGCAAUAUUAUGGAGCCAAUUAUAAAACCACCCAUUCGAGACUCAUCAAUGGCUGGCGCACAAAAUAAGCAGAAAUACCCCGAACGGCGACCACCACAGAAUUUGCCACCAUUGCCAACUUUAGAUACAACCAGCACGGAGUCGCCACCAAAAGCUUAUAUGAAGGAAAAUACUGAUUUCAGUGAUAGCAAAGAUAAGCACAAGCCAUAUGCUGCACCAGAUAUUACACAAUUCAAUAAUACUCGCCAUGCCGCAGAUCGUGUGACGCGCUAUGUGAAUGUCUCACAAACCGAUCUUGGCGAAUCGGAUACGAAUGGCCGUUGGAAAGUAUCAGCCAAAAUUCAGCAACUGCUCAAUACACUAAAACGUCCUAAGCGACGACCAUUACCCGAAUUUUACGAAGACAACGAUAUCGAACUCGAAAUCGCCGCUAAUCCCAAAGAUCCAAAUGCGCCGAAACCCGAAGGUAGCAUUAUGACCGCUGUACAAGGUGAACAAUUGGCCGUCGCCGCGGGGCUGCCACGUUCGUUAGAGGCGGCACUACAGCGUUAUGGCGCAAACUCAUUUAAAUCGCCAAUGGCGACGGUACUAGAUCCGAAUGGAAAAAUCACCACUACUUUAACAUAUGGAAAAUUAUUGUCACGCGCACAAAAAAUUGCAUAUGCAUUAUCAACGAAAAUCUUCAGUAAGGGGCCAGAACAGAUUACCCUUAAGCCCGGCGAUCGCGUAGCUUUGGUUUACCCAAACAACGACCCAUUGAGUUUCAUUACUGCUUGGUAUGGCUGCAUGUUUCGCGGUCUUGUACCAUUGCCAAUCGAGUUGCCGCUCUCCAGUUCUGAUACACCGCCACAACAGGUCGGUUUUCUGCUUAGUUCAUGUGGCAUUACGGUGGCGUUAACUUCUGAGGCGUGCCUGAAAGGUUUGCCAAAAUCCGCCACCGGUGAGAUAGCGAAGUUGAAGGGCUGGCCACGCCUACAGUGGUUUGUAACUGAACAUCUGCCAAAGCCACCAAAAGACUUCAAUGUUGGAAACAUACGUAUUGAGGACUCGGCCACAGCAUACAUUGAGUAUACAACCGAUAAAGAGGGCAGUGUAAUGGGUGUCACAGUUACACGCUUGGCUAUGAUGAACCAUUGUCGCGCGCUCACCAUGGCUUGCCAUUACACCGAAGGUGAAACCAUAGUUUGUGUGUUGGAUUUUAAGCGCGAAGUUGGUUUAUGGCACGCUGUACUCACCUCAGUGUUGAAUGGGAUGCAUGUUCUAUUCAUACCUUAUGCUUUGAUGAAAUUGCGCCCCUCAUCAUGGAUGCAACUUAUCACGAAACAUCGCGCUUCCUGUUGUUUGGUGAAGAGUCGUGACUUGCAUUGGGGUCUAUUAGCUACAAAAGACCAUAAAGACAUAUCUUUGUCAUCGCUGCGUAUGCUGCUUGUUGCUGAUGGCGCUAAUCCAUGGUCGCUUUCGUCAUGUGAUCAAUUCUUAAAUGUGUUCCAGUCGAAAGGUUUGCGUUCGGAUGCGAUUUGUCCAUGUGCCAGUAGUUCAGAAGUAUUCACAGUAUCUCUGCGUCGUCCUGGACGCUCUUCGACCGGUUUUAGUCAAUCAGCAACUGGACGUGGUGUAUUAUCAAUGGCAGCUUUAUCGCACGGUGUGGUGCGUGUGGAUAGUGAAGACUCACUAACGUCGCUGACACUGCAAGAUUGCGGCCAAGUUAUGCCCGCUGCACAAAUGGUGGUCGUGCGUUCGGAAGGACUACCAGUGUUAUGUAAAACCGAUCAAGUUGGUGAAAUUUGUGUUACCAGUGGUUCCACGGGUAUCGCCUAUUUCGGUUUAGAUGGUCUAACCAACACAACAUUCAAAGUGCAGCCAUUACUCGAUGACCCGGAUACAACAAAAGAUGAAUCAGCAUUUAAACCGAUCACAGAUGACUAUUAUGUGCGUUCGGGUCUACUAGGUUUCCUCGGACCGGGCGGUUUGGUGUUCGUGUGCGGUUCACGCGACGGUUUAAUGACUGUAACGGGACGAAAGCAUAAUGCAGACGAUAUUAUCGCUACAGUAUUAGCUGUGGAACCUAUGCGUUUCAUAUAUCGCGGUCGCAUUGCCGUUUUCAGUAUUAAAGUGUUGAGAGAUGAACGUGUUUGUGUUAUCGCCGAACAGCGUCCAGAUUGUUCCGAAGAGGAAAGUUUCCAGUGGAUGUCACGUGUUUUACAAGCUGUCGAUUCCAUACAUCAAGUGGGCAUAUAUUGUUUAGCGCUCGUGCCACCAAAUCAUUUGCCGAAAACUCCAUUGGGCGGCAUUCAUUUAUGCGAGGCGCGUCGUCGCUUCCUAGAGGGUUCAUUGCAUCCAGCUAAUGUGCUAAUGUGUCCACACACAUGUGUUACUAAUCUACCAAAACCGCGUGAAAUACAUCAAGGUGUACAAACUGCAACUGCAAAAAUAAGCUCAUCUGGAUGUGGUAUUACAGACACGUCUGUUGGGCCAGCCUCAGUGAUGGUUGGAAAUUUAGUGCAGGGCAACCGUUUAGCCAUCGCGCAAGGACGGGACAUCGGCUUAUCUGAGGAGAAUGAACGUAAGCAUCAAUUAAUAACUGGCGUGUUGCGUUGGCGUGCAAAUACCUCACCGGAUCAUAUCAUUUUUACGUUAUUGAAUUCGAAAGGUGCUAUUGCGAAAACUUUGACAUGCUCCGAAUUGCAUAAAAGAGCUGAGAAAAUAGCAGCUCUUUUGCAAGAACGAGGACGUAUUGAACCUGGUGAUCAUGUUGCUUUAAUAUUUCCACCCGGCUUGGAUUUAUUGUGCGCCUUCUAUGGGUGUCUCUAUUUGGCUGCUAUUCCAAUCACUAUUCGACCACCACAUCCACAAAAUCUUAUAACCACCCUACCAACUGUACGCAUGAUUGUUGAUGUGUCGAAGAGUGUUAUUGUGCUGUCUAUACAACCGAUAAUAAAAUUACUGAAGUCGCGCGAAGCAGCUGCCUCCAUCGAUCCGAAGACCUGGCCACCCAUAUUGGAUAUUGACGACAAUCCAAAACGGAAAUUAAUGUCAAUUGCUAACGCACCGUUAGACUCGACGGCAUACUUGGAUUUUAGUGUAUCCACUUGUGGACGCUUAAGUGGUGUUAACAUCACGCAUCGUUCCCUUUCUAGUCUUUGCGCAAGCUUGAAAUUAGCCUGCGAACUAUAUCCUUCUCGUCACGUGGCCCUCUGCCUGGAUCCAUAUUGUGGUCUAGGCUUCGCUAUGUGGACCUUAAUUGGUGUGUAUAGCGGUCAUCAUUCGAUACUCAUUGCACCCUACGAAGUUGAAACGAAUCCCAGUCUUUGGCUAUCCACACUAUCGCAUUAUCGUGUGCGUGACACCUUCUGUUCGUAUGGCGUCAUCGAGUUAUGCACAAAAGCGCUUAGCAAUUCCAUACCAAUGCUCAAGCAACGUAACGUCGACUUGCGUUGUGUGCGCACAUGCGUUGUGGUGGCUGAGGAGCGUCCACGGGUACAAUUGACACAACAAUUUUGUAAACUCUUCCAAGCGCUCGGUUUGAAUACGCGCUGUGUAUCCACCUCUUUCGGUUGUCGUGUCAAUCCAGCAAUUUGUGUACAAGGCGCGAGCUCGGCGGAGAGCGCUCAGGUCUAUGUGGAUUUGCGUGCGCUACGCAAUAAUCGUGUAGCGCUAGUGGAGCGCGGUGCACCAAACUCGUUGUGUCUCAUCGAAUCGGGUAAACUAUUGCCUGGCGUGAAAGUGAUCAUAGCCAAUCCGGAGACGAAGGGUCACUGUGGGGACUCCCACUUGGGUGAGAUUUGGGUACAAUCACCACACAACGCUAAUGGUUACUUCACAAUUUAUGGCGAUGAAACCGACUACAAUGAUCAUUUCAACGCUAAAUUAGUGACCGGCGCAACAACCGAAGUCUACGCACGUACUGGCUAUUUGGGCUUCUUGCGACGCACCGAAUGCUCGCAAGCCGUUUCAAUUUUAGACGAAACCACACCCAGUGUGGCCAGCCGCGACAGCGACAAUGAAUCGAUCAAUUCGAUGAGUCAGUUACACUUGAAUUUUUCUUCAAUGUCGACGGGACCACAAGCACCCAGCAUCAGCGGUGAUCCCAGCUCAGUAACUAAUCUGAAUGAUCAGGAGCUACACGAUGCUGUUUACGUGGUGGGCGCUUUGGAUGAGGUCAUUACAUUGCGUGGCAUGAACUAUCAUCCCAUUGAUAUAGAGAAUUCAGUGUUGAGGUGUCAUAAGAAAAUCGCAGAGUGUGCUGUUUUCACCUGGACCAAUUUAUUGGUUGUUGUUGUUGAGCUAGAUGGCAAUGAAUCUGAGGCAUUGGACUUGGUACCGUUAGUUACUAAUACGGUCUUAGAAGAGCACCAAUUGAUUGUUGGCGUUGUCGUAGUGGUCGAUCCAGGUGUUGUGCCCAUCAAUAGUCGCGGCGAAAAACAACGAAUGCAUUUACGUGAUGGUUUUUUGGCUGAUCAACUUGAUCCCAUAUAUGUUGCAUACAAUAUGUAAAUAUCCAUACCAAUAGUUAUAUAACAAACAUACAUACAUAAAUGCAUACAAUACGUACAUACAUACAUACUAUAUAUGACGA
Molecule: messenger RNA, 5767 nt
Organism: Bactrocera tryoni
Lineage: Eukaryota; Metazoa; Arthropoda; Insecta; Diptera; Tephritidae
Gene: DIP2
Product: disco-interacting protein 2
Exons: 17
Coding region: 478-5685 (1735 amino acids)
Source: RefSeq, a predicted model, not a curated record